UGGCAACUCCUUCAAAAGUUUGCUUUUGGCGUUAAUGUCAGUAAACGUCACACUCUUCUAGGAUUUUUCCAAAAAUACCGAAUAACUAGAGCAACUUAAAAAUGUCCAAGUUUUUUGCAACCGGAGCUUCCGAUUCCGAAUCUGAAUCUAGUGAGGAGGAGGUACAGGCACCAGCAUUUGGAAAGCAACAAGCUUAUGCCUAUAGUGAUGAUGAAGUCGAGGAGAAACGUGUUGUGCGUUCAACAAAGGAAAAACGUUAUGAAGAUCUUACCAGUAUCAUCAAGAACAUUCGCAACUACAAGAAAAUUAAGGAUUUGUCCAGUGUAUUGACCAGCUUUGAGGAUCUUUCUCGUGCCUACACAAAGGCUCUGCCGGUCAUUUCCAAAGAGGAGAAUGGAGUUACUCCUAGAUUUUACAUUCGCUGUUUGGCCGAAUUAGAAGAUUUUAUCAACGACAUAUGGGAGGACCGUGAGGGAAGGAAGAACUUGAACAAGAACAAUUCAAAAUCUCUCGGUACAUUGCGCCAGAAAGUCAGAAAGUACAUCAAAGACUUCGAGGAACAAUUAACCAAGUUCCGUGAAGCUCCCGAUCAGGAGAGUGAGGAGGAAGAGGAACGUCCAGAACCCGAUUCAGAGAGCGAAGAGGAAAGAGCUCCAAUAAAGGCUGUAUCAUUCAGAAAAGAUGUAGAGAAGGUUGCUAAAGCACCUAAAGAUGAAGAUUCGGACGAUUCGAUUGAUUGGGGAUCUGACAGUGAAUCGGAGUCUUCGUCAUCGGAGGACGAUGGUCAAUAUGUGAGCAUGAGAGAUCGUUUCAAGAAGCGCACCACCGAUAAGGAAGAAAAAGACGACGAUGAAAAGACAAAGAAAGAGAAGAAGGAAAAGAAGGUGAAGAAAGUGAAAAUCCAUGGCAAGCGGGAAGAAGACGAUGAGGAGGGCGAAUGGGAGACAGUUACGAAGGGAUCGACUGUCGAGAAACCUAAGAUGUUUGCCAAGGACGCAGAAAUCGAUAUCAAUCUUGUGCUUGCUAAGUUGAAUGAGAUAAUGUCGGCUCAUGGAAAAAAACGUACUGACCGUCGUGCUCAAAUUGAUUUGCUCUACGAGUUGAAGGAUAUCGCUGAAGCAAACAAUCUUGGUAAUGCCGUCGCAGUGAAGAUUCGAUUCAGCAUCAUUUCGGCUAUCUACGACUACAAUCCAAAGAUAUCCGAACCAAUGAAGUUGGAACACUGGCAAAAACUGUUACAGGUUAUGCCUGAUAUGCUUAGCAUUUUGUUAGCUAACAAUGAUAUCAUCAUGACAGAGAAUGUCGCUGAAGAGGCCGAAGAAUACAGCACCUCACCUUAUUACAUUCGUGGUUGCUCAUUGGCCGCUGUUGAACGAUUGGACGAUGAAUUCACCAAGUUGUUGAAGGAGUGCGAUCCACAUUCCAAUGACUAUGUUGCAAGACUUAAGGAUGAAGUUGCUGUAACAAAAAUUAUCGAGAGUGUUUUGAAGUACUUUGAACGCGUUGGUGAUAAUAACGAGCUGUGCAGAGUUUACCUGCGUAAAAUUGAGCAUUUGUACUACAAAUUCGAUCCUGAAGUUCUAAAGAAAAAGAAUGGUGAGUUACCUGAAACUACCAAGACUUCCGUAGAGGUAAUGGAGAAAUUGUGCAAGUUCAUAUACUCAAAGGACGAUACAGAUCGUAUUCGUACCAGAGCUAUAUUGGCGCACAUUUAUCAUCAUGCAAUGCACGACAACUGGUUCCAAGCACGUGAUUUGGUACUUAUGUCCCACUUGCAAGACAACAUCGAUGUUGCUGAUCCUUCAACCAGAAUUCUGUACAAUCGUAUGAUGGCAAAUUUGGGAUUGUGUGCUUUUAGGCAAGAAAAUGUCAAGGAUGCGCAUCAUUGUUUGGUCGAUCUUAUGGUUACUGGAAAACCAAAGGAGUUGCUUGCUCAAGGUCUAUUGCCACAGAGACAACACGAACGAUCUGCUGAACAGGAAAAAAUCGAGAAGCAACGUCAAAUGCCCUUCCACAUGCACAUUAAUUUGGAAUUAUUGGAGUGUGUUUACUUGGUGUCAGCUAUGCUCUUGGAAAUUCCUUAUAUUGCAGCCCAUGAAUUCGACGCCAGGAGAAGAAUGAUAAGUAAGACAUUCUACCAACAAUUGCGUUCCUCCGAGAGACAACCAUUGGUUGGUCCACCAGAAUCGAUGCGAGAACAUGUGGUAGCAGCCGCCAAGGCAAUGCGGUGUGGAAAUUGGCAAGCCUGUGCCAAUUUCAUUGUCAACAAAAAGAUGAACACUAAAGUAUGGGAUUUGUUCUACGAGGCAGAUAAGGUUCGUGAAAUGCUAACCAAAUUCGUCAAAGAGGAAAGUCUUAGAACUUACUUGUUUACCUAUUCGAAUGUGUACACUUCCAUAAGCAUCCCAUCAUUGGCACAGAUGUAUGAGUUGCCAGUUCAAAAGGUCCACUCUCUUAUCAGCAAAAUGAUCAUCAACGAGGAGCUUAUGGCAAGUUUGGAUGAUCCAACAGAGACUGUUGUUAUGCACCGCUCGGAACCCUCUAGGCUACAGGCUCUGGCCAUGCAGUUCACCGACAAAGUCACCAACUUGGUAGAUGUCAAUGAAAAGGUCUUCGACAUGAAGCUGGGCAACUUCUUGCAACGUGGAAACAUGGGUAAUCGGGAUCGUGGUUACAACCGCAAUCAAAACAACCAAGGCGGUAACUGGGGAGGUCAGCGCCGAGGAAACCGUAAUCAACAAGGUCGCAACCAACGUAACCACCAUCAUCAGCAGCAGCAACAGCAACAACAACAAACUAUUGAAGAAGAGUAGACUACUACAUAAAUUCUUCAUUCAAGAGCGCAUUUCUUUAAUCCACUUUCACCAGGAAUCAUUUAAAAACUAGAACAAAUAAUGUCGAAUUAUGGUAAUAAUACCAAUUGGUGUGUUUCCCGGCCUAGGGCAGAGCAAUCAAUUGUUUGUGUUCUACCUUAGGCCGGGAAAGGGAAUAACAUAAGCAACGCGUAAGUUAUUUAGAAUGGGUGUUAUUAUGUAUUCAUUUUUUUUACUUUAAAAUUUGAUUCUAUUGUUUUUAUUUGUAAUUGAUAAAUAAAUUUCAUAAAAAGCGCUGAAAAAUAAAAUAAAUGUUGUCGACUUGUUUUUGAAAAAGUUUAA
Molecule: messenger RNA, 3155 nt
Organism: Eupeodes corollae
Lineage: Eukaryota; Metazoa; Arthropoda; Insecta; Diptera; Syrphidae
Gene: eIF3c
Product: eukaryotic translation initiation factor 3 subunit C
Exons: 4
Coding region: 102-2813 (903 amino acids)
Biological process (GO): translational initiation
Cellular component (GO): eukaryotic translation initiation factor 3 complex
Molecular function (GO): translation initiation factor binding; RNA binding; translation initiation factor activity
Source: RefSeq, a predicted model, not a curated record